AACUCCCGAUAUUUCCAUCCCCAGCCGAUAGUUUGACAGCCCUGCCACUGAGAGAGCAUAAUGACGUGGUGAACUCUGUGUGAAAAAAGAACAAUAAAUUGCCGACAAAUCUCUGGUGUAAUUAAAUUAGUUACAGCAUAAAAACGCACUACACUGUGGUCAGAACUUCACGAAUAUCGAAUACUGGCAAGCAGGGUCUGCAAAUAGCAAUCUCAGUAAACUGACAGUCGAACCAGCCCUACAACAAGGAGAAAGAAGAAGAAGGCGACGACGGGCGGUGCAGAAUAUGAAUUAGAGAAUAAUUAGCGAUUGAAGCGCGCCUAGUUUGCCAGUUGGCCCAUUUCGUGUUUUGUUAGCCCCUUUCCGGCAGCCCCUGUCCCCGUCCCGGAAAAUUACCCAAAUCCCGAAUCGAUACACGUGUGCAGCGAGAACGACGACAGCGUCAAAGUCAACAAUAAAAGUCCAGGGCCGGAGAUUAAUGAGAGACUACCGACGACGACCAUGAUGAACGAGGACAGCAGUGCUGCCGGCGGCGGCGGGGUUAAGAAGUUCUUUCAGCGCCUCUCACAGACCUACCAAUCCACCUUAGACCGUAGCACACCGCACACACGAAUGCGCUGGGUGUUCGCCGGCUUUCUGCUCCUGCUCUUUGUACUGCGCAUCUUCAUCUAUCAAGGCUGGUACAUCGUGUGCUAUGCGCUUGGCAUUUACCACUUGAACCUGUUUAUCGCUUUUUUAACGCCCAAGAUCGACCCGGAGUUCGAUCCGUAUUCGCAGGACGACGAGGACGAGGGACCCAAUCUGCCAACGCGCAGCAACGAAGAGUUCCGGCCGUUCAUUCGCCGCCUGCCGGAGUUCAAGUUCUGGCUGUCGGUGGCGAAAAGCACGCUCAUCGGUCUGAUAUGUACGUUCUUCGAUUUCUUCAACGUGCCGGUGUUCUGGCCCAUCCUGGUUAUGUACUUCAUCACGCUCUUCUGCAUCACGAUGAAGCGCCAGAUCAAGCAUAUGAUCAAGUACAAGUACUUGCCGUUUACCCGCAAUAAGCCGCGCUACCAGCGGGUCAACGACCUGGCGGGUUCUGGACCCGGCUCCGUGGCGGGCAACUCAAAGUGACAAUUAGCCGCACAGACGUCAGACACGCGGGCGACGGCAGCGGGAACGGGUGAUCCUUCAAACGCCUCUUCUGCAGCUGCAACGCCACCAUUACCAACUAGCGACAGCGCAGCGACCAAGGAUGUGGGGUCGCCAACAGCAUCGUCCAUCAAACCACCGCAGAUCAUUGCCAUUGAGGACUACUAGAGAAAGCUACCGAAAGCAGCCCGGAAUGGGAACCAGCAGCAUAACAUCAACCAGAACCAAGCUUAUAAUAUGAUUUUCCUUUUCGGUUUGUGUAGCAUUUUUCGUUUCACUGUUGAGUUGUCGUACGGCGUCUUGUGCAAAAUACCUUGUUUAUUGUUUAAUCUAACUGCUUGUUUAAAUUUAUAUUUAUUUACAACGCUUUCAAUCUAUUGUAAAUCCCAAACGAUACCGAAAUACUGCAGAUCAGCUCUAAUUUAGUUAUUCAUCCUAAACCUAACGAUAAUUUAAUAACUCUUCUAUCCAAAAAGUAGACUUACUGUAUUUGAAUCCAAUUAUUUUUGAUUAUCAUGCUUAGAUGCUAUAAAAAUAUGCCUAAAUAUAUAUACAAACAUAUAUAUAUAUAUAUUUUGCAUUAUGAUUAUACAAUUUUUGUUAGCCUUAACUAUACAAAAUGUUAAAAAAAAAGGCGAAUUGAAAACUGAAACUAUAGGAAGUGUACACUGGGUGCGUCUUAUGAAUAAAGAAAGACAAAAGAAAACCAAAUAA
Molecule: messenger RNA, 1845 nt
Organism: Drosophila simulans
Lineage: Eukaryota; Metazoa; Arthropoda; Insecta; Diptera; Drosophilidae
Product: protein RER1
Exons: 2
Coding region: 502-1113 (203 amino acids)
Biological process (GO): protein retention in ER lumen; retrograde vesicle-mediated transport, Golgi to endoplasmic reticulum
Cellular component (GO): Golgi membrane
Source: RefSeq, a predicted model, not a curated record